UCCUGUUUUAAAAGGAAUACUACAUUUGAUUAGGAAGAUUCAUUGACCCAAUUACAUCGUCGAGGGGAGAGAAAUUUACAUCGUUGAUCGGCGGUGAUCGGCCAUCAACGACGGACCUCAGAAGAUGAUUGUAUGCGUAGCCGUAGUCGGCCAUCAGAACAAUCCUCUGUACAUACAGAGCUUCACGGAAGGAGAUGAUGCCCUAAAACUUCAUCACAUAGUACACUGCUCUCUAGAUGUCGUAGACGAAAGAGUGAACAAUCCGAAAAAAUCUGGACCGACGCUAAAUGAGACAUUUCUUGGUCUGCUUUAUCCAACUGAAAAUUACAAAGUGUAUGGUUAUUUGACCAACACGAAGGUGAAGUUUAUCCUGGUGACAACAGAUCUUGAUGUCCGAGAUGCAGAUGUGAGAAAUUUUUUCAGGAGGUUCCACUCUGCAUACGUGGAUGCAGUUUCCAACCCGUUUCAUGUGCCUGGUAAAAAGAUAACCUCCAGAACUUUCGCUGAAAGGGUUAGUGCUAUUGUCAAGUCAUUCGGGUUUAGUUCAGCUGGAUGAAAGACUGCUGGCGUGUGUAGGACUGAAAAUUCUCAAAUCAUCUAUAAAACCGGUGGGUUUGUUCACUUCCUUGUUUCUUGUCACUCUGUACCUUGAUUCAUUUCAGCUAUGGGUUGGAGGUAAUUUAGCUUUUAAUCAAAUUUCAUUCCCAAGAAAACAUAUAUACAAGUGACUUUGUAACAUUUACUGAAGUUAUUGUGAUUUUUCUUUUCCCA
Molecule: messenger RNA, 771 nt
Organism: Cornus florida
Lineage: Eukaryota; Viridiplantae; Streptophyta; Magnoliopsida; Cornales; Cornaceae
Exons: 5
Coding region: 125-556 (143 amino acids)
Biological process (GO): endoplasmic reticulum to Golgi vesicle-mediated transport
Cellular component (GO): TRAPP complex; cytoplasm; nucleus
Source: RefSeq, a predicted model, not a curated record